AUGGCAACCGAUGACUCCAAGAUGUAUCAUACGGCAGGGCAUUGCGGUCGAGGCUCUGCAGAGCCGGUGCCAUCUACACUUGCAGCGCAACUGGCACCGCGUCUCUCAUCGCAGGGAACACAGGCACACAACCUGAGCAGAGAAACCUUUUCCCAGCUCCGACAAGAACUUGUUGGGGGUGAAUACAAUCAGCUACGCCUUGAUGAUAGCAUUACCGAUGUCAGCAAAUUAAUCUGCAUUGUUUUGAAAGCAGGCCUAGCACCGUCUACCCAGAAUGAGGACCCUCAAGGCCAAAUCCUGGACUGCCUGGACAUUAUUCAGACUAUAGUUGAGAAAGCCCCCCAGAUGUUGACAGUAAAUCCCGACUUCCUAUUCCUUGGGGAAAAGACGUCUGCGCCCUUGUAUUCUUGGCUGGUGGUACGACUGCUUCGCCUGCUUUGUGACUGGGAGAAUGAAAGCAUGAGCCAACGGAUCGGUGCCAUAUUCUCAACCCUCAGUUUCGCUCAAUACAGACAUACGAGGGUAUUGUUUUCUCACUCGGUUUUGGGGCUUCUGCGAGCUUGCACAACCGAGAUACUCUCCUGCCUUGAAAGUUUAGAUCACUAUGAGCUGCAAAGCCAUUCCGCAAUCGAAUUAACCGUGCCCGUCGCCGGCGGGCGGCUUUUUGUAGAUUUAAACAGCCUUGGUCUCCCUCACGCCAUUUUCGAUAGAAAACUCAAGCUUGGGUCAACCUCAAAUGCCAUAAAUCUUGUUUUCCAUUUGCUCGACUGCUUGAUACCAGAUCAUUCCAAGAACCCACUCUGGAAAUCCAAGACUACCACCGGCUUUAUUCGACACAAUCUAGCCUGGGUUCUGAACGGUUAUCAGCGAUUGUGGAGUUUUAGCUUUCGUUGGCUCCAGAGCGCCGACUUAGACGGGUUCGAGAGCCAAGCACGCAUCUGUCUACAAAUCUUGAGCCACAUCGGGAGCCUCCAUGACUGUGGUGCGUUCUCAUUGCUGGAAACCCAGUGGGCAUACGGAACAAUUCAAAUAUUGGAUGAAGUAUUAGUUGUGGAACAUUUGAGUCAACUUCGAAUAUUACAUCCCGAGGCGGCGAUUGAAACUUUCACUGAGAACCUCACUGGCGCCAAUGUUCUGCACGAUCAUUCUAAUCCUUCUGUAUCAAAACCUCGCAACGCAGAUACGCUUGAGUUGGCAAGGCUCGCCCAAUGUCGGGAAUCCAACAGAGGGCAAAUCCAUGAGAUCAACCAGGCAUCGAGUCGCAUCCUUAAGCCACGGCUUUUAAAAGAACUCAACAGCCAGGACUCGGCUCAAAGACUAAUCCAAGACUGCCUAGCAUUGCUCGAAUGCGGCAAACCUGGGAACCUGAAAGAGCUUCGCCAGGUUAUACUACUUUCCGGCGACGAAGAAAUGAACAUCAUAUUACUUCGUUUAUUGGAAUAUCUAGGACAUCCGAACCUAUUCAUCUGCGCAAUUGCAUACACUGAACUUUCGAAACUUGCCCAACAAUUAUCGCUUACCCCUGCUGGUCUUUUUCGGCCUUUCUGGGGAACACUUUCUGUCGCAGUGGUGAAGCAUUUUCAAUCUCGCCCAUACAUGGCAGAACAGCUUUGCAGUCUAUUGGGGAUGAAAGUAGACGACUUCCUUAGGUUGACAGAAGCUCAUGUGUUGCCUUAUUUGGUGCUUACACGGAAACGAGAUUUCAUUGCCAGGAUAGGAGCAACUUACCAGGACAUUAAAACACCCUUCGAUAUUUGUUCCGAGAAAGCUAAUCUGGCAGCAAUACUUGCUUUCUUAUUGAGUCAGCCUUCGUCGGAUCCGGAGCACAUGAUCAUGUCUACUCUCUCUGAGAUAGACAAUGCUUUUGAGUGUCGCACCCUUGCCGAACUAGUAAGAAUCGAGCCGAUUUUGAUUGCUUGCGAUUUGUUGAAAGGCCUUGGUGACUCCGGUGAUGAUAAAGGUGCCAGGUUUCAUAGAGCUCUUCAUCUUCUGGCAGCACUUGUUCCACGAAAGUCUAGUCAUGGACCAAAAAAGGUGGACUUAAUUGGCCACUUUAUUGAGGAGCACGUGCUUGGAAUAAUUACCCAAUUCGCUCAUGUCAUCAAUGAUUUCCAAAUCCGACAGCCUCUGCUUGAGAAGAAACGAAAUAUCAUGGCCAUAGGCGCGAUGGUGAAAGUGGCCGGGGGGCAUGUGGGUAGUGCAUUGCCACAGAUAUGCGCCUGCCUGCGAUCUGCCCUCGACAUUGAAGACUUAUGCAAUCAUGCUGUCACUGUUUGGAGCGUAUUGAUCAAUUCCUUGAACGAAGAAGAAGUCGAACCUUUGAUUGACCAAACCCUGUCAAUUGUGAUAAGGUACUGGGACAAUUUCACGGAAACGACCAAGGAAUGUGCCUAUAACCUCGUGAAGUUCAUCUUGAAACACCACAACAAACUAGUGGAGGAUGUUUAUCAGACCAUGCCCUCACUGGCUUCGAUCCCGAUGAUGUCUGAGUUCGAAAACGAGAUGAAUAAUUUGAAAGGGCGGAUGGAUACUCGGAGUCAGCUUUUAGCAUUCAUUCGUCGUUGUCAAAGUGAGAAUGCUACGGUAGUUGAGCAGGCAUUGACGGAGUUGGUGCCAUACCUCUCGAAGCAUGAUGAGUUUCUUCAUCGAACCGUUCUCAGCGAACAGCCAGAUCCGGUUGUUGGACAGUUAAUGCGAGUCUUACUUGACUGCUGUGUCAAAUUCAAUAUGAACUCAGACAUCAUAACACUCAUGUCAGCUCGAUGUCUAGGUCUUGUUGGUUGCUUAGAUGCUAACCGAGUGGACUCGAUCAAAGAAAAAAAAGAUAUUCUUGUCUUGUCAAACUUCGAAAACAUGGAAGAGACCUUUGACUUUAUCCUUUUCUUCCUUCAACAUGUGUUAGUUGAAACAUUCUUGUCGGCCUCCAACACUAGGGCUCAAGGAUUUCUUGCGUAUGCUAUGCAAGGGCUGCUAAGGUUUUGCAGUCUCGACUCGGCCGUUACCCAACGCUCUCGUGAUGUUCAAGCGGAUGAAAAGUAUGGACGUUGGCUGAAACUCCCCGAAACUGUUCGCAACACUCUUACCCCUUUUCUCACAUCGAAAUAUACUGUGACCGUUGGCGCCAUCGGUUCAAAUUGCAGAUACCCUUUAUUCUCGGCGAGCAUGACGCAUGGAGAUUGGCUGCGAGCUUUUGUGCAAGAUUUAUUACAGAAAGGAAGUGGUGAUAAUGCACGGCUCAUAUUUAGCGUAUGCAGCCGUGUUGUAAAGGGCCAAGAUAUCUCGAUCGCCUCCUUCCUUCUACCAUUUGCGGUUCUGAAUCGCGUGGUGGGCGGGACUAUGCGAGAGCAGCAAGAUUUGCUAAAUGAGCUCAUAAACGUGCUAUCUCACCCCCUUUCAGAUGCGAACAAUCUUGUUUCCGAAGCGGUGUUGCUAUCCAGUCAGAGUGUUUUUGAAGUACUUGAUUAUCUUUCAAGAUGGCUGCAAGGGAAAAAGAAGCAGAUCAAUAGCCUAAACAACCAUGGACAUCAUGUCGGUCGCAACCACAAGGGCGCUUCCCGUGAUUUGCUUUUGGACACUUAUUCGUCUCAACUAAAAUCGGUUGAAUCCCUGCUGGCGUCGAUGCCGCCCGAAAUAAUCUCUAAAAGAGCUGUUGAGUGCAAAUCUUUCUCGAGAGCACUCUUCCAUUGGGAACAAUACAUCCGCCAGUCCAAAGCCUAUCCGAACAAGAAUCCUAGAGUUAACGAGGAACCUUUAUAUCAGCGCCUUCAGGAAAUCUACAGUCAGAUCGACGAGCCAGAUGGUAUCGAGGGUAUUUCUACUCAUUUACAUGUACUAAACAUUGACCAGCAGGUUCUCGAACACCGCAAGGCGGGGAGAUGGGCUACGGCCCAAAACUGGUACGAGUUACAACUUGAGGAGGAGCCCGAUAAUAGUGAUGCUCAAUGGAAUCUACUCACGUGCCUUAAAGAGUCUGGGCAACAAGAAGCAAUACUCACUAGGUUCGAAAUUCUAAAGUCAACACCCUCUGCUACCAAGUUACUUCCGUUUGCUGUGGAAGCGGCCUGGAUUACGGGGAAAUGGGACAAGCUACACGAUUAUCUUCAAAUUUCCUCGCAUCAGGGCACCGGGGAGUUCAAUAUUGGGAUUGGCUCGGCAUUCAAUGCUUUUCGCCAUGGAGACACAGGGGAAUUCGAAACAAUCAUCAAUAACUUACGCUUCCAUGUCGCGAAGUCGUUAACUGCUAAUUCCGUGACAUCAUUGCAGUCGUGCCACGAUAACCUUCUCAAGUUACAUGCUUUGGCAGAAGUAGAGUCCAUAACAAAUCCCCAGACCGAAAAUAGUGCUGUGCGCUCAGAAUUGUGUAAUGCUUUAGACCGCCGCUUGAACGCUUUAGGGGGGCAUAUCUCUGACAAACAGUACCUCCUUGGUCUAAGGAGGGCUGCAAUGGCGUUGACUGGCAAAUUCUCCGAUUUUAGCAUAGCUGCUGCUUGGCUUGCCAGCACACGCCUGUUACGGAAGGGUAACUUCACCAAUCGAGCGUAUCAGUCCAUGCUUCACGCAGCACGUCUAGGAGAUAAAACGGCCACCAUUGAACAUGCUCGAUUGCUUUGGAAAGAUGGUCAUCACCGAAAAGCAAUACAGACUCUGGAGAGCGCAAUAACUGCCAAUGAGUUUUCUCUCGACAGAUCCUGUCCGGUCGACCUUGAUUCGGCUCGGACUGCUUUAGAUCGGGAGAAGAGUCAUGAUUUACUCACAGCCAGAGCUCACCUUUUAUUGGCCAAAUGGACGGACCGAGCUGGACAGACACAAUCAGACAUCAUAGUUCAGAGAUAUCGCGAAGCCAUUAAACUCCAUCCAAGGUGGGAAAAGGCUCAUUAUUAUCUGGGGAAACAUUACAACAAGAUUCUGGAAUCUGAAAAAGCAAAGCCUCUUGGGAAAGAGGCACAGAUUUUCUUGAGUGGUGAAGCCUCAAAGCUCGUCAUUGAUAAUUAUCUCCGCUCCUUAGCUCACGGGAACAAAUAUGUCUUUCAGUCGCUGCCCAGGAUCCUGACACUUUGGCUAGAGCAUGCCUCCACUGCAGAUCAGCCUUUCGACCCCAAAAGAGGAAAUAACGAGGAAUUUCAGAUACACACCUUGAAUCAACGAAAGAAGAGCCUUGAUGAUAUGCAUUCACAGCUGAAGAAGUACGUCAAUCGAAUGCCAGCUGCAUUGGAAGUGAACAAGAAGCUCAAAGCAGAUUCGCCUUCUGAUAUGCGGGGCAUGAUUAACCAAGGUCAAAAGUUCUCGGAAGAGAUGCUUAGGUUAUGUAUAGUGCGGAUUGAGGAUAAAUCGUCCAGGGUCAACCUGGCACGGAAUUUGGGCUUCAACCACAAAGUGGCUCCCUGUCGACUAGUCGUGCCAUUUCAAGCAAUGUUGACACCAACCUUACCUGCCAGUCAUGACUCCGAGUAUUUGAAGGGGUUUAGAGCCUUCCCCAGAGACCCGACCACCAUCGAGACCGUCCUUAGCGAUGCGCAGGUCCUGAACUCUCUCCAAAAACCUCGGAAGAUCAGCAUUCGUGGGUCUGACGGAAAGAUUUACAACAUCUUAUGUAAACCAAAAGAUGAUCUUCGUAAAGACCAGCGCCUCAUGGAAUUCAACAACAUGAUUAAUAGGUUUCUGAAAAGAGAUGUUGAGUCGAGCAAGCGACGCAUGUACAUUAAAACUUAUGCUGUUACGCCCCUGAACGAAGAAUGCGGACUCAUUGAAUGGGUGGACAACCUCAGGACCCUGAGAGACCUAGUCAUUAAACUGCUGCGAGAAAGAGGUGUCACACCGAACUACAACGAAAUUAGACACUAUCUCAACGAAGCAUGUUCCGAAAGCAAGAAGCUUCCUCUUUUCAAAACGGAAAUUUUAUCGAAGUUUCCACCGGUCUUACAUGAGUGGUUUGUAGAGAUGUUUCCAGAAUCAGUGGCGUGGUUUGCAGCAAGGCUUCGCUACACUCGAUCCUGUGCUGUCAUGUCCAUGGUUGGAUACGUUUUAGGACUCGGAGACCGCCAUGGUGAAAACAUCUUGUUUGAAGAAGGAACAGGUGGUAUCAUCCAUGUUGAUUUCAAUUGUCUUUUUGACAAGCGUCGUACCCAUGCGAGAGUCCCGGACUCUCCUUCUGGCGUUCUGGAAAAUGUUCGGAAUAAGCUGCGCGGUCUACUGCCCGGGGAAUCUGUUCCGUUGUCAGUAGAUGGUCAUGUCGAUGAGCUGAUUACGGAGGCCACAGACGAGAGGAAUCUCGCCGCGAUUCCCGACUCCAAUCCCGAGUUCGGCUUGGAGUUCGGCUUAAACUUCGAGAAGUUGGUCGCGAUGGGGACGGAGAACGGGACAAACUCCUUGGUCGACGAUGACCGUUGCGGCGAUCAGAAGGUUGCUCAUAAGAUGGGCUUCGGCUUCCUCUGUUUCUUGGUUCGGAACGAGGGGACAAUGAUCGUUUGGCAGAACCGCUCCGGUUAUGAUUCAUCGCGCGAGGUGAGCGAGUUGGCGAGCGCCCUCGUGAGGAAGCUGUAG
Molecule: messenger RNA, 6540 nt
Organism: Aspergillus affinis
Lineage: Eukaryota; Fungi; Ascomycota; Eurotiomycetes; Eurotiales; Aspergillaceae
Gene: atrA
Product: protein kinase MEC1
Exons: 22
Coding region: 1-6540 (2179 amino acids)
Biological process (GO): protein phosphorylation; telomere maintenance; DNA damage checkpoint signaling
Cellular component (GO): nucleus
Molecular function (GO): protein serine/threonine kinase activity; protein binding
Source: RefSeq, a predicted model, not a curated record